AUCUUGGGGGAAUGGGGAUAAAAAAAAAACCCAGCACGCUCCCCAAAGCAGUAGCCUCCUAUCCUUUAACCACAUUGUCCACUUUCUUCAUUACAGUAACACACACUUUCCUUACUUGGAAGAAAUCUAGUACUGCGCUAGGGUUUCUUGUAUUCUCCUUAGAAGAGAACAGGGGAUUUUUUUCUCUAAGUGUACAAGGUCCACUGUUUGCAACAAUGAACAUCUUCAAGAAGAAGACUUCUCCUAAAGAGGCUCUCAGGACUAGCAAGAGAGAAAUGGUGGUUGCUACUAGAGGUAUUGAACGUGAAAUUGCAUCACUUCAACUGGAGGAGAAGAAAUUGGUGGCAGAGAUAAAGCAAACAGCAAAAACCGGAAAUGAGGCUGCUACUAAAAUCUUAGCCCGGCAACUUGUUCGACUUCGGCAACAAAUAACAAAUCUGCAGGGGAGUCGUGCCCAAAUCAGAGGUGUUGCUACUCAUACACAGGCGCUGUAUGCCGGCACUUCAAUUUCCACUGGAAUGAAAGGUGCAACUAAGGCAAUGGUGGCUAUGAACAAGCAAAUGGCUCCUGCAAAACAAGCUAAAGUGAUCAAAGAGUUCCAGAAGCAGUCAGCACAAAUGGAUAUGACGAUUGAGAUGAUGUCAGAAGCUAUAGAUGAGACUUUAGACAAAGAUGAGGCUGAAGAGGAAACAGAGGAGCUCACUAACCAGGUGCUUGAUGAGAUUGGUGUGGACAUUGCAUCUCAGUUAUCUUCAGCUCCAAAAGGUCGGAUCGCAACAAAGAAUGCUCCUCCUAAUGCUGUUACAAGUCCCGAAUCUACCAAUGUUGAGGAUCUUGAGAAAAGACUGGCCUCUCUACGACGCAUUUGAUCUGGAAAACUUGUAGCAGUGAUGCUUGGAGCAGAAUCUUAAUGGGUGUAAAUUCUUACAAAAACAGUCAGAUGCAUGAAAUGCCAAUUAUAGUAGCAGCAUUGUCUAUGUUAUUACAUAUUCUACUUAUGAGAAAUACCAGCAUACUGGACUUGAUAUAUGAACAGGAGAAAAGGUAUUGCAUAGUGAAAGAUAUUCUGAUUUUGUACUU
Molecule: messenger RNA, 1080 nt
Organism: Populus euphratica (Euphrates poplar)
Lineage: Eukaryota; Viridiplantae; Streptophyta; Magnoliopsida; Malpighiales; Salicaceae
Gene: VPS2.2
Product: SNF7 family protein
Exons: 11
Coding region: 12-869 (285 amino acids)
Biological process (GO): vacuolar transport
Source: RefSeq, a predicted model, not a curated record